AUGGAACCGCAACUCAGAACGCCCGACCGCACUUGCACCCCCCUCCUGAGGAAGCUCCGCAAAAGGGCACCCACCUCUGCCCUUGCUGACAAAUCCGUGGCUCCCCGGAGCCGACCUGCUGCUCGUGGCUGCAAACGCAAGCAUCGCACAUGUGCUCCCCGGAAGGUGCCAAAAAGGAGAUGGCGCAAAAAGCAGCUAAGACGGGCGGCUCCACUUCAUCCACCAGGGUGUUCCCGCCAUCACUCACCUCACCAGCAAGAGAAUCUGCUCCCUCGCCUCCAGCACGACAAGCCUGAACGCAAGCUCCUCAACUUAUGCUGCUGGAAGUGCAGGGCUGCAGCUCUGCAACCGCAAACCCCAACGGAAACCUGGGCUGACUGUGGGGGAAAGAUCGGAACAGACUCUCCGGGAACUUUGGCUGCAAGUAGGGGCAUUGGUUAG
Molecule: messenger RNA, 441 nt
Organism: Pelobates cultripes (western spadefoot toad)
Lineage: Eukaryota; Metazoa; Chordata; Amphibia; Anura; Pelobatidae
Source: the annotation of a GenBank genome assembly